AAAUUUUUACCGCGAGAAUAAAAAUAGCUUCUAUUCCAAUGUAAAGUUAUAAAAUGGCGGAAAAUAAAAUCUAAAUGUUUUCAUAUCGAUUUUUUUUCAUGUAAAUAAAUCAAUUAAUGGUUAAAUUGGAUGAAGAAAAGGAAAGAACAAGAAGAUUGUAUAGUUUGAGAUCAGAAUUAUCAGACCUAUUACUUGAAUGACAUUGAUGGCAUUGAACUUCAAAUAUACUGUGGACUGGUGCAUUAAGAACUUCCAGGAAAUGGUUUUGCUGUUGGUAUUGUCUGCUCUUGUUGCUAUUGACGUGUGUUACGGUCAAAGUACUUGGACAUGCACUGCAAAUACAGACUAUGUCCCUGCAAGUUCUUGCUCGAAGAAAAUGGAAGAGAAAAUCAAUUCUUUAGAACUUCAAAUACAACAACUGCAGAAACUUGUCCAACAACAAAACGUAUCGCCUUAUACGACAAUCGAAGGCUUUGCAAGAGAUUGCUCGGAGAUAUAUAGAAACGGUACCAGAAAAGACGGUGUUUAUUCCAUCUCGCCAGACGGGAGAUGCCCAUUCUUUGUGUUUUGUGACAUGGCAAAUGGUGGCUGGUCAUUAAUUCAAAAACGUGCGGAUGAUAAGAUAAAUUUCUACCGGUCUUGGGAUGAUUACGUAAAUGGCUUUGGAGAUAUCGAUGGGUCACAUUGGCUUGGUUUAGAGAAAAUCCAUCGUCUAACUAGUGGUGGCAGUCAAAUUUAUUUUGACAUGGAGAAUUAUGACGGGGGAAAGGAGUAUGCGCAUUAUAAGGUUUUCACCGUUCACGACGCAACAACUGCCUACACCAUGAACGUAGAUGCCUUUAAUUAUGACGGUAAUAUUGAUGAAAUAUUCAGUUACCAUAACAACAUGAAAUUUUCAACAUAUGACAGGGACAAUGACGCUUCUUCUACUAAUUGUUGUAAGCAGAGUCUGGACGGUGGUGGAUGGUGGUAUAAAGACUGUUAUAAGUUGGGAAACUUAAAUGGAGUUUAUGGGAAACGAGAGGUUGGAGGUAUUGGCUACUGGAACACAAAGAACGUUCCCAUUAAAAAUGUCAUACUGAAGGUAAAAAACAUGUAUGGUCAAUGUUAAAAAAAGCCACAGUCAUCAUUUGUGAUUUUGCAGAAAAAUUUCCAUGUAUGUUUUGUAUUUAUGAUAAAUAUUGAUGUUUAAAUUUUUUCCUGUUGCUAUUUUUUCACAUAAUAACCGCAAUCAUUUAUAUAAUGAAUGUAUUUUUAAAUUGAGAAGAAUACAAACAUGUACAGCUACAUGUAGAGACAUGAUCAUGAUAAAACCUACAUUGUAGAAAAAUAAAUCGAAUUCAACAUGUGAACAUAUCAAAAAAAAUUUUAAAAGGGGUAUAUUGUUAUUUUUUGGAAAAAUAAAACGAGUAAGAAUUUAUGAUGACAUAUAUACAAUAAGAGAGUCAAAUAUACAAUAUCUAAUUAAUUUUAUCGAUUAUCAUUAUAUUAAACAUUGUUA
Ruditapes philippinarum (Manila clam) is the source of this 1501-nucleotide messenger RNA. Its product is annotated as microfibril-associated glycoprotein 4-like. The transcript has 5 exons. The record is from RefSeq and is a predicted model, not a curated record. Bases 197 to 1111 code for a protein of 304 amino acids. Lineage: Eukaryota; Metazoa; Mollusca; Bivalvia; Venerida; Veneridae.